AUGACAGCCGAGAGGCUCACACACCCUCUACUCUCCCCAACACUCCACACUGUCCUGCAGCACACACACACAUACACACACACACACACACACACUCCAGACCUCAAUCUCCUCUCUUGCACUAAACAUGCUCUGUUGGGAAUUGUGUUUAGCCCUAUUGAUCACCGGCUUCCAGUGUGGGCUCUGCCUUCAACAAACAUCAAGAUCACACAAGCACUGCCCCUGCAACUGUCAGACUCAAACCAGCCUGUGACAUGUCCGCUCUUCUGGACUGAAUUUGAGGGUUACUGUUACCGCUUCUUCUUCCCCUUGAACCGCACCUGGGCUGAGGCAGAUCUGUACUGCGCUGAGUUCUCAAACGGACACAAAUCUGCCAAACUCACCUCCAUCCACAGCUGGGAGGAAAAUGUGUUUGUCUAUGAUCUUGUGAACAGCCGUGUACCAGGAAUUCCAACAGAUAUUUGGAUUGGCCUUCAUGAUAGAAGACAGGAGGGCACUAUGGAGUGGACAGAUGGGUCACCCUAUGAAUACAGUUACUGGGAUGGAAAUCAACCAGAUGAUGGCAUCCAUCGCAUCCCUCAGGAGGAGGAUUGUGUGGAGAUCUGGUACAGACAAAACAGUGCACUGAGGUCUUGGAAUGACAACAGUUGUGAUAAGGCCUUUCCAUUCGUCUGUAAGAUUCCUACACUGGAAAACUAACCUCAGAGCUAAGAUUAUUUAUCCAGUUCUUUAUCGUCAACACUGACACCCAACAUCACUCAAUCACAGCGUAGCAACACAAUGUCUGCUCAUCUCCAUCCCUGCAGUGAUGAAGGGCUCUCUCCAGCCUGCUAUAGGCACUUCAUUUGCAUUUCUCUCCCUUUCACUCCAAUUCCCUGCCCCCAUCGUCCUCCUAUCACUGUUGUAUAUAUAUGUGUAUAUAUAUAUAUUUUUGCAGCAAUGCCAUAAAAGAAUCAUUUUUGCUUUCCCAAAGAACCUUUCAGUGACUAGUUCUUAAAAGAAGCAUUUGUUUCUGUGUCAAACAUUUUAAUAAUCUAAUGAGAAUCUUUUGAGGAAUAGAAAGCUUCCAUGAAUGUUACAUUUUCUUAAUGGAACUAUAGAAGCCAAUAAUGAACCUUUAUUUUUAGUGUAGACAGUGAGCUGCAGUAUAUGGCUAAACUGGACUAGACCAAAUGCUUAGUAUUUAUUUUUUUCAA
Molecule: messenger RNA, 1196 nt
Organism: Cyprinus carpio (common carp)
Lineage: Eukaryota; Metazoa; Chordata; Actinopteri; Cypriniformes; Cyprinidae
Product: C-type lectin Cal-like
Exons: 6
Coding region: 1-699 (232 amino acids)
Molecular function (GO): signaling receptor activity
Source: RefSeq, a predicted model, not a curated record